Molecule: messenger RNA, 1531 nt
Organism: Archocentrus centrarchus (flier cichlid)
Lineage: Eukaryota; Metazoa; Chordata; Actinopteri; Cichliformes; Cichlidae
Gene: sc5d
Product: sterol-C5-desaturase
Exons: 5
Coding region: 159-1067 (302 amino acids)
Biological process (GO): lipid biosynthetic process
Molecular function (GO): iron ion binding; oxidoreductase activity
Source: RefSeq, a predicted model, not a curated record
UCAUUCAGUAACGCCAUGAGCAGAUCCUUCAACCGGCCAAUGGGGAAACACAACAAGCCUGCCGUGAUGAGAAACUCGUCGCUCAUUGGUGUGUUUUCAUGUGACGUUCUUGAGAAGCUCGAUAUUGAUUGGUCGUCUUCCCGACUUUAGAUUCAGCCAUGGACCUCGUGCUGAAUGUCGCCGACUACUACGUCUUCACGCCGUACGUGUACCCUGCAUCGUGGCCUGAGGACGGGGCCCUGCGGCAGAUUAUCAGCCUGUUGGUGGUGACGAACCUCGGAGCUGCAGUUUUGUACCUCGGCCUGGGAGCCAUCAGCUAUUACUUCAUCUUCGACCACAAUCUGAUGAAACACCCACACUUCUUAGAGAAUCAGGUAUGGCGAGAAAUCAGAUAUGCAAUGACCUCUCUUCCCUGGAUCAGCGUUCCCACCGUGGCUUUGUUUUUCGCUGAGGUCAGAGGCUACAGCAAACUGUACAACAACGUCUCUGAUUCUCCCCUGGGCUGGCCCGGCCUUUUCCUGAGUAUGAUUUCAUUCCUGUUUUUUACCGACAUGUGUAUCUACUGGAUUCACCGCUUCUUACACCAUAAACUUAUUUACAAGCUGUUUCACAAACCGCACCACAUAUGGAAGAUCCCCACUCCCUUUGCCAGCCACGCUUUUCAUCCAGUGGACGGCUUCCUGCAAGGACUGCCCUACCACAUAUACCCAUUCCUCUUCCCCCUCCACAAGGUGCUCUACUUGGCUCUUUACGUAUUCGUUAACAUCUGGACCAUCUCCAUCCACGACGGCGACUAUCGCGUCCCCGGAGCUUUAACGAGCGUCAUCAAUGGCUCAGCUCACCACACCGACCACCACCUUUUCUUUGACUACAACUACGGUCAAUAUUUCACUCUGUGGGACCGCCUGGGAGGCUCCUACAGGCACCCAUCAGCUCUGAUGGGGAAGGGUCCCCACGAUCUGAUCCGGAAACUUCAAGCAGAGGGAAAGUUAGGAGAUGAUGGACUAAAGGCUAAUGUGCAAGUGAAUGGACGGGCUCAGAAAAGAGUCGCAUGUAAAGAGGAGUAAGAGUGAUAAUUAAUUUCAUAAAGUGAUCUCUAUUUUUGUAAAGACAACUUGCUAAAUUCCAGGAGAAUAAUUGGAGUUUAUGUAUGUGCCAAAUAAGCCUUUGUGAGAAUUGAACUGAAGGGGUUGUAGUGUAAGUGCUUUUUGCAAACCACUGAAUCACACAGCAGAGAGACUCGAGGAUCUUCAGAAGGCUGGAGCUACUGGAGCUGCUUCAGUCAGAAGCCAGACCUGAGGGUGGUUUCACAGCGGUCCGCUAUCACCACAAGUUUUAUUUGACAGGUUAGAAAUCAGAGUAGAGCCAAAGUGAAUCAGCUGUGCUCACUUUGCACUGGAAGAUCAUGAAACUGUGGCUCACACAGCCCAUAUGCUGAGAUUAUCAUCAGUCACAGUGUGUUGAUACAGAGUAGAAUGAUUUGUGGCUUUUUGGAAAUAUUAACAAAAAUAAUAAAUUAAAAAUGCACUUU